AUGUCACAAGGUGGUAGCGGUGGGUUACUCUUAGAGGACUUCCAAUUCGGAGAAGUCCGAAUGUUGGAUAUGUCGCACUCCUUCUCAGCUUGGGACAUGGUGCCGGGGGAAGAACCUCCACUGCCCAUUGCAGUACGACGCCCAGAGUCACCUCCACCUCCACGCCACUAUGAGACUGUGAACCGUUGUGGAGGAUUUGAAAGAGUAGUCCUCAACACUGCGAAAAGCAACAGUGUAUCAACUCUGCCGAUCUGA
Necator americanus (New World hookworm) is the source of this 255-nucleotide messenger RNA. RefSeq lists its product as uncharacterized. NCBI's taxonomy places the organism in Eukaryota, Metazoa, Nematoda, Chromadorea, Rhabditida, Ancylostomatidae. The transcript has a single exon. The coding region runs from base 1 to 255 and encodes 84 amino acids. The record is from RefSeq and is a predicted model, not a curated record.